AGAGGCAGCAGUAGUGUGACAGCAAAGAGGAGGAGAAGGACGAGACGUUCUUCCUCUUAUAUAAACAUUUACAACAAUAUAUCUCUGUACUCACCACCACCACUCAUAACUAACACUCCAUCCCUCCAUACUGUCGUGAAGUAACCGUGUAGUGAAGUAACCGUGUAGUGAAGUAACCGUGUAGUGAAGUAACGGAAGUAGUAUCACUUGUGGGAGAAAAAGACACCAUCAACCAUAUCCAGUUUAAGAGAUUAGAACCCAGGAAGGAGAGACACACACACACACCCCUUAGUGUCAAGAGUUCGUCCAUUAUUGGUCCUCAAGAGACAAAGUCAUAACAGCAACACAGCAGCCAUGUCCAGCGUCAGAUGGGGAGCGCGGUCACUGCAACGUCUUCUGUCUGUCAAGAACGCAAAUGUUAUAAAUAGGAAUGGUCUGUUGUGUGUACGUGUGUUAGAGCACCAGCCCAAGAGGUGUUCCCUGGUGCUCGUGCGGCCCGUAUCUACUGCUGCCGUGAGCUGCCAGUCCUCUACCGGGCCCCCAACGGAUGGCAGCGGCGGGGACGAUGGUGGCAGCGACAAGGACACACAGAAGAAGAAGAACGAGAAGAAUCAGUUGUGUUGUCCCAAGUGUGGUGAUCCUUGUACCCACGUUGAGACCUUUGUAUCUUCUACUCGCUUCGUAAAGUGCGAGAAAUGUCAUCACUUCUUCGUGGUGCUGUCGGAGGUGGACUCGAAGAGAAAGAAAAAGGAGAAGAGAGAAGACCCUAAGGCAAACUUCAACCGCAGACCUCCGCCACCCCCGAAGAAAAUCUACGAGUACUUGGAUAAACAUGUGGUCGGACAGGAGCGAGCCAAGAAGGUAUUAAGUGUUGCCGUCUACAACCACUACAAGCGCAUCUAUCACAACAUCCCACAGUCUAAGGCUGAUCCUCUGCACCUCGACUCUGCCAAUAUUCCUCAGGGUCUCACCAAUAGGGAUCUGUUGCACAUUGCGGGCAUUAGCCAGAGUCACGCAUUAGGUGUGAGUGGCUUCCAGAAUACUGACCAACAACAGCAGCAGCAAGAUCCUCAGCAGCAGAUGGAGCAGCAACAGCAGACAAAGAGACCCCUAUCCAGUAACUCCCACGGCUCAGAUAUCCUGGAUGCCACCACCUACUUGUUGAGACUAGAGAAGAGUAAUAUCCUCCUCCUUGGUCCCACUGGUUCAGGCAAAACGUUAUUAGCUCAGACCAUAGCCCAGUGUUUGGACGUGCCCUUCGCCAUAUGUGACUGCACGACACUCACUCAAGCUGGUUAUGUGGGCGAGGAUAUAGAGUCGGUGAUCGCCAAGUUGCUCCAGGACGCCAACUACAACGUCGAGAAGGCACAAACGGGGAUCGUGUUUUUGGACGAGGUGGAUAAGAUCGGGGCGGUGCCAGGAAUACACCAGCUGCGGGACGUGGGCGGCGAAGGUGUACAACAGGGCAUGCUUAAGAUGCUGGAGGGCACCAUCGUCAACGUGCCAGAACGCAACUCGCCACGUAAGCUGCGGGGCGAGACGGUGCAGGUGGACACGACCAACAUACUCUUUGUGGCCUCGGGAGCGUUCAAUGGUCUGGACCGAGUGAUAUCCAGAAGAAACAACGAGAAGGUUGGUUAUCUAGGCUUUGGUAUUGGGGGUCAGUCAGUGGGGCGCCGUGCAGCAUCACAGGCGGACGUGGCUCACCAGACGGCCAGCACCGACGCCGAGGAAGACAACCAGGAGAAGGACGCUCUCUUGACUAAAGUAGAAGCGAGGGACCUCAUCGAGUUUGGAAUGAUUCCCGAAUUCGUGGGUCGGUUUCCCGUUCUGGUGCCUUUCCACUCCCUGACCGGUAUCAUGCUGGUCAGGAUCCUCACCGAGCCCAAGAAUGCCCUGGUGCCUCAGUUCCAGAUGCUCCCAGGGUAAAGGUAAGGUG
Homarus americanus (American lobster) is the source of this 1939-nucleotide messenger RNA. Its product is annotated as ATP-dependent Clp protease ATP-binding subunit clpX-like, mitochondrial. The transcript is spliced from 11 exons. The record is from RefSeq and is a predicted model, not a curated record. The coding region runs from base 355 to 1929 and encodes 524 amino acids. NCBI's taxonomy places the organism in Eukaryota, Metazoa, Arthropoda, Malacostraca, Decapoda, Nephropidae. Gene Ontology annotation, biological process: protein catabolic process; proteolysis. Gene Ontology annotation, cellular component: mitochondrial matrix. Gene Ontology annotation, molecular function: zinc ion binding; ATP hydrolysis activity; ATP binding.